Labeo rohita (rohu) is the source of this 3624-nucleotide messenger RNA. It is a transcript of the gene epor, whose product is annotated as erythropoietin receptor. The coding region runs from base 159 to 1754 and encodes 531 amino acids. Gene Ontology annotation, cellular component: external side of plasma membrane; membrane. The record is from RefSeq and is a predicted model, not a curated record. Gene Ontology annotation, biological process: positive regulation of cell population proliferation; hemopoiesis; cytokine-mediated signaling pathway. Lineage: Eukaryota; Metazoa; Chordata; Actinopteri; Cypriniformes; Cyprinidae. The transcript is spliced from 8 exons. Gene Ontology annotation, molecular function: protein binding; cytokine receptor activity.
UAGUAAAAGAGAAGUAAACACACUGACUGAACGCACAUCAGCUUAUCGGAUGAGAUGCACGUAACUGUCCAUGUUGUCCGCAAAACAAUUUGGACGAAAAGCCCACCUGGAAAGGAGAAUACACCUUUCGGGAUCGUUACGUUUUGUAAUGUAAAUGGAUGACAAAAAUGAGGAGCGACAGGUUGAAAAUUGUUUUCGUGUUGUGUCUUGCUUUCGUCACUACAGGAGGACAACAUUUUGAAAGUAAAGUGGCCCAGUUGCUCCGAGACGAAACCGAAGAUAUUAAAUGUUUUGUGGAGGUAAAGGAUCUCACUUGCUUUUGGGAAGAGGAGGAAGAAAGGAAUAAUUUACACGAUCAAUAUACCUUCACGUAUUCAUACGAGAAUAAGAAAAAUAUGGCUUGUGUGGUUUCACCUUUGUCUUUGCUGGCCAGUAACAAAACCAUCUUCUUCUGCAAACUACCCAAAACCCCGUUUUUCACGACUCUUGAUGUGCAGGUUUUUUGUGAUGGCCGGAUGCUCUACAGUCGUAGCCUCAACGCUGAAAAUUUCUUGUUUCUAGAUCCUCCCCGAAACCUCACGGUCAUGAGCUCAGGGAAGGAAGGGCAGUUGAACGUGAGCUGGCUGCCUCCUUCACUCAAAUACAUGGAUGACAGUAUGAUAUAUGAGGUCAGAUACGCUGUGGAGGGAAGUAACAUGGGCAAGGUGGAGGUCAUAAAGGUCAGCACGAUGCUCGUUUUGCUUGGCUUACAGUCCGACACCAGAUACAAGGUGUGGGUCCGUGUGAAACCUGAUGGUGUUGCCUACAAGGGCUACUGGAGCGCUUGGACCGAGCCUGUGUUUGGAGCCACGCCACCAAUCGACAUGGAUCCGCUGAUCAUAUUACUCGUCCUUUUCAUCGGACUGAUCCUCUGCCUGCUGUCUAUGACUGUGAUUCUGUCCCACCACAAGUUUCUUCUUAAGAAACUCUGGCCUGACAUCCCAACACCUGAACACAAGUUUCCCGGUCUUUUUACUGUCUACAAAGGCGAUUUUAAGGAGUGGAUGAGCCAAAAUAAUGGCAGUAUGUGGGGCAGAUCAGUACAUGUGUACACAGAGGAGCUUCCUUCACCGCUGGAGGUUUUAUCCGAGGUUUCCCUGACCAGCCACGUCACGUCCCAGAUUGAGGAGAGGAAACCUGCGGAGGAGGAAGAGGAGAAAGACAGCGAGCGUUCAGACUCGAGGUUAACAGACAGAUGGCGAGAACCUCCCCAUGCUCACUGGCUCAUGGAGCAGCUGAGGGCUCUUCAGGACAACCCCGAAUCUCUUUCCCAGUCAUCGUUACUGCAGUCACACGACACCUACGUCACUCUCAAUCAAGGAGACAACGAGCAGCAGGUGGACGAUGUCUUCGAGGAGACGUUACCGCUCCAAACGCUCUUCACCACUGCAGGAACGUCGUCCUUGAACACCUCGCACUCCGAUCUCGGCUCCCUCCAGCAGAGCUCGGGUUCAGGUAGACUGUCGUCGCAAUCCAGUUUUGAGUAUCCCAACCACACGUGGCCCCCGAAAGGGCCGGGAUACGCAUACAUGGCGGUCGCAGACUCAGGGGUCUCCAUGGACUACAGUCCAAUGAGCUCCAGCAGGAUCGCAGAGCUCGGGAAACACAGGAUAUACACAAAUGAUUACAAAAACGAGAUUUUUCCCCACAAGUGGCCACUCUCCGGUCAACACAUUAAAACUGGAUCAGGGUCCUGUUCGGGUCCUCUUUGGUAAACCCACAAUACUUAAGGAUAUUUCACUCAAAGAUGAAUAUUCUGUCAUUAUUUGCUCACCUUCAUGUCGUCAAACCGGUAUGACUUUCUUUCUUCAGUGGAACAUAAAGGAAGAUAUUUUGAAAAAUGUUGGUGACCAAACAGUUGCUGGUGGCUAUUGACUUCCAUUGUUUUUCAUCCAUAAAAUAGAAGUCAAAGGGAACCGAUAUGUACAGGACGUUAUCUGGAUACUACCACUACAAAUACACAUCAGGAUCUUACUGGUUUUUGUUUGAGACGUGACGUUUAAGGACAUAUGAAAACACUAGGAUCUUUCAGAAGAAAAACAUACUCCAUGAAAUACAGUUGAAGUUAAAAGUUUACAUACACCUUGCAGAAUCUGCAAAAUGUUAAUUAUUUUACCAAAAUAAGAGGGAUCACACAAAAUGCAUGUCAUUUUUUAUUUAUUACUGACCCGAAUAAGGUAUUUCACAUAAAAGAUGUUUACAUAUAGCCCACAGGAAUAAAAAUAAUAGUUGAAUUUAUAAAAAUGUCUAUGUUCAAAAGUUUUCAUACAUUUGAUUCUUAAUACUGUGUUGUUACCUGAAUGAUCCUUCAGGUCCCACAAAUUCUUUGGUUUUUCAGCAUUUUUGUGUAUUUGAACCCUUUCCAACAAUGAAUGUAUGAUUUUGAGAUCCAUCUUUUCAUAUUGAGGAAAACCGGAGGACUUAUACGCAACUAUUACAGAAGGUUCAAACACUUACUCAUGCUCAAGAAAGGAAAAUGAUGCAUUAAGAGUUGGGGGGUGAAAACUUUUGAAUUUAAAGAUCAGGGUAAAAUUAACUUAUUCUGCUUUUGAAGGGCAGUACUAAAUGAAAAAAUAUGAUAUUUAGGCAAAAUAAGAAAAAUGUACUCAUCUCCAUUCUGUCCAUAAGUUUACACCCCCGGCUCUUAAUGCAUCGUUUUUCCUUCUAAAACAUCAGUGAGUGUUUGAACCUUCUGUAAUUGUUGCAUAUGAGUCCCUCAGUUGUUCUCAGUGUGAAAAGAUGGAUCUCAAAAUCAUACAGUCACAGCUGUGGAUUAUUCAGGUAACAACACAAUAUUAUUAUUUUCUCUUGUGGACUAUAUGUAAACGUCUUUUAUGUGAAAUAUCCUAUUCGGGUCAGUAAUACAUAAAAACAACAUAAAAUAAUUAACAUUUUGCAGAUUCUGCAAGGUGUAUGUAAAUUUUCGACUUCAACUGUAAAAUAAGCUAAUACUAUAGUAUCACUAUGGCAGCUGUUGAUGGAACAUUUUUGUACAGUAUACCACUAAAAUACUUGUGGGGAGUUUUUUAAACAGAUUUUUUUGUCUUUAAUUAUAAAUACUUUAAUUGGUGGCACUUUCCACAAAUAGGGCUCAUUUGGCAGUCCCAUUAUUUGUUUGUUUUUGUUGUUGUUUUGCAUUGUUGUAGUGAGAUAUUGAAUAAGUUGAAUAAUUAUUUUAUUUAAAUUUCAUGGAAAUGGGGCAAUGCAAAUGCAUCAGCUGUCUGAAUAUCACCAAAUGUAACAGGACUGCAAAAAAAAAAAAAAAAAAAAAAAAAAACACUUCACAUAAAAUAAUUGUAAAACAGAUUAGCUCAUGGAAUAUUUAUUUUGCCAUCAUGAGCUUCAUUAUCAACAUUUUGAAAUGCUUAGUCUUUUUUUUUUCCUUCUGUUUUUCUAGCCUUAUUGUGGAAAGUGCCUGAUGGCAGUUCAUAUAUCAUUCUGUUCUGGGUUUCUGAAGUCUGAAUCUGUCUUGUAAAUUGUAUGUUUUUUUUAAUGUAAAUAACAGUUUUCUACUCUGUUGUUGUGGUUUAAGUUACUAUGUAUCUUUCAGAUCUGUAAAGCAUUAAAGCCUAACGGAAGAUGUCA